CAUACACGUGAUGAGACGGUGGUGAAGACGUUAAAUAUCCAUUCACACGACUCUUCGGCCACAAAAGUUGAAGUAGGAAAAACGAUUACUAGAAUAAGAAAACGUGCUGUUGAGACAAUGGAACAAACAAGUCAGGUACUUAAUGCGUGUACAUCUAAUAUUUCCCAAGCAUCGCAAGCAUCGCUGCCAAAUAAUUAUGCUCUCAAGAAAAUGGUGCGAAGGCAGCGAAACGAAUUAAAAAGAGCACCUCCCAAUCCGCAGAGUGUCGAAGAAUUAAUUAUACCAGACGAGUACACAAUAUACCACGCAGAGCCCGGCAGAAAUGAAAACUUUUUACUGUUCCAAGAAACCAAAGAUUUAUUAAUCUUUGGCCGUGAAAGUUGGCUGGCUCAUUUAUCUUCUAAAACAUGGUUUGUUGACGGAACGUUUAAAAUUGCACCCCCACUUUACGCGCAGGUGUACGUGUUGAUGGUAAAAAAACAUAAUGGUGUGCACCCUGUACUAUACGCACUCCUCCCCAAUAAGUUAAGGGCUACUUAUGUUCGCUUUUUUAACAUAAUUAAAAAUAUGCAACAGAAUGCGAAUCCAGACAGCAUAUUUUGCGAUUACGAAUCAGCUGCAUUGUUAGCAAUGAGGGAAUGUUUUCCAAAUGUAUCUGUAAAGGGUUGCUUUUUCCACCUUGCGAAGAACAUGAGAAAAAAAUUGGCAGACUUGAAUUUAAUUCAAACUUACAACACCGACGCAGAAUUUGCAUUAAAGGCGAAAAUGGUGAUCGCUAUUUCUUUUGUACCGCUUGACCACCUGGACGAAGCGUUAGAUAGCCUUGCUGAUGUCUUGCCUCCAGAAUUGCACCCUCUACUUAAUUGGUUUGAGGAUAACUAUGUUGGAAGGCUUAACAGAAGGGGAAAUGGUCGCCGGGCUCCCAUAUUUGAAUCUUCAAUAUGGAACUUGUACGAACGCACACUACAUGAAGAAGAUCGUACAAACAAUCACUCAGAAGCUGCACAUCGGAGAUUGCAGACUGAAUUAGGUGUUCUACAUCCUACCAUUGAAUUUGAUAGUUAUAAAUUCAAUGAUCCUACCUUGUGGAAAUUUAUAGACGCUUUGCGCGCGGUGCAGCAUGGCCGAGAUAUUUAUUAUGAAUCACUGGUAGCGGGAAACAAUCCACCUAAAAAACUUAGAAGGUAUAGAGACGCCGAUCGUAGAAUUUUACAAAUUGUACGAAACUUUGCUCAGUACGAAGCUAUUGAAGAAUAUUUACGGGGCAUCGCCCAUAAUUACCAAAUGGGGCAAUAAUAAUGUAAUAUUAUAUUAAUAAUGUAACUGUAAUUGCACUUGCAUACUUUAUGAAUGGCAUACUGUUUAUUAGAAUAAAGUUAUUUUCA
This is a messenger RNA of Photinus pyralis (common eastern firefly), 1385 nucleotides long. RefSeq lists its product as uncharacterized. The transcript is spliced from 3 exons. The record is from RefSeq and is a predicted model, not a curated record. NCBI's taxonomy places the organism in Eukaryota, Metazoa, Arthropoda, Insecta, Coleoptera, Lampyridae. The coding region runs from base 118 to 1296 and encodes 392 amino acids.